Messenger RNA from Colletotrichum scovillei, 1980 nucleotides. Its product is annotated as CFEM domain-containing protein. The coding region runs from base 1 to 1980 and encodes 659 amino acids. Gene Ontology annotation, molecular function: catalytic activity. The record is from RefSeq and is a predicted model, not a curated record. NCBI's taxonomy places the organism in Eukaryota, Fungi, Ascomycota, Sordariomycetes, Glomerellales, Glomerellaceae. The transcript is spliced from 6 exons.
AUGCAAGACUCCCUGGAUGUCGCGAAACUGCAACAAACGCAGUGCAAUCUCCCUCACGAAUCCGAUACCGGCAAAAUUCUUGCCAUUCUAAUCACCGUCUAUGUCACGGCUGUCAUUGCGAUUGUCUUGCGGCUUCUUGCCAAAAACAUGGCAAAGACGUGGAGUCUCGACGAUGCGUUAAUUAUUGCGGCGAUUGUAAUUGCGAUUGCCCCUGUAUCUGCAAUUCUGUUGAAUUCUGCGACUCCGUACGUAUAUCCCAUUCAUACUCAAGCCAUCUUCCCUAAUCCUUUUGCAGUGUACGCCGCCGAGAUUGUGUACGUCUUUGUGCUCUUAUUCGCAAAGCUAUCCCUCGUCGUCUUCUAUCUACGAAUCUUCACCGUACCGAAGUUCCGCAUCGCUGCAUACACCCUGAUCGGGUUCCUUAUCGUCGGCCAGGUGGUUAUCGGCUUUCUUACAAUUUUCUCGUGUCACCCGAUCGAGUUAUUCUGGAACAAGGACAUUCACACAGGCGCCUGCCUCGACGUCAACCAACGCCUUCAAAUGAAUCGGAACAAGAAGGUUUCGGUUGCCAUGGUAUUUCUUCUCGGAUCUGUCGGCUUCGUUUCGACCAUUAUCCGUCUUCAGGUUCUCGCAGUGUUUGGAAACUCCAUCGACCCGACGUGGGACUAUGCGCCCGUUGUGUGGUGGACGACAAUCGAACUAGGUGUCGUCGUGGUGUGCGCCUGUGCGCCCAUGAUCCGCAACUUGGUCGAGAAGAAGUUCCCCGGCUUUGCGCUCUUCGCGAGGUGGACCACCCCGAAGCCAUCCAAGGGCAGCAGUCCGUCCUCGAACGCCAGCGUGGACAAGCCGGCGAAGGCUGCUGGGCGAUAUCAGAAGUUCGGGCGCAGUAACAGCCCGCCUCAAUUUAGUGACAAUUACGUUCGCGAUUACAUCACUAGUCCCAAAGGCCCUCCAGUACCCCCCAAGGACGAUCUGCCGCCAUCUCGUAGGUACCGGGACAUGUACGCCUACGGUGGAUCCAAGCCGAAGGUGCUUGAGCCCUCGUCGCCAUCCCCUCAGCCGUACGACCUCUCGUGGAGGUCCAUGAACCCUUACGGAAUUCCAAAAGAUGACCUGGAAUCAGGUAUUGGAAAGACGAACUAUAACCUUGAUAUUGAGAUGCUGGAAAGGAAAGGGAGAGAUGUGGUAGUGGCACAAAAGGAGCUUUGCUCUCUCUGCGGGAGGGAAAGCUGCACCCUGUCACUGGUCGCCUCGGUCGUGGGACAUGGCGAUGGUGAUCUUCAACGUUACAUGGCCUUGGAAACCUGCCCGCCGCUGAAGAUUGUCAACGGGGUCAACUUCACCACGCGGGCGUACUGGAUGCGCCAGGCCAACCUGGCCCUACCCAACCCAUGCCCGUUCGCGGCCUUUGGCUCAGUGAUUGUUAACCACACUACGGGCGGCUUGGGGGAGCUGGUCUGCACCGGCGCGAACAACAAUGCUGGCACAGGCAACCCGACCCUGCAUGGGGAGAUGGCGGCCAUCGACAACUGCUCGGCAAUCUUUGUAGAUCCCCAGGGUCCAUACCGGAUGACGCCGGCCCAGGCCCUGGCCGCCUUUGCCAACCUGACCAUCUACACCAACGCCGAGAGCUGCCCCAUGUGCGCGUCGGCGGUGCGCUGGGCAGGCUUCAGGGAAUACGUCUUUGGCACGAGCAUCGAGACCCUCACGGAGGAGGGAUGGGGCCAGAUCCAAAUCACGUCCAGGGACGUCUUCCGGCAGUCCUCAGGCUUACCCCGCCGAACAAGGUUGCUUGGUCCGGUCUUGACGAACGAGACGGACCCUUCUUUAGUUGGCAGUUUAAUGCGGGCGCCCUUGCCCGCAGGGCUGUUCUCGGGGCGGAAGUGCAGGCGGUUGCGUUCCUGCAUGAUGGGGCCGCUCGAGGUGUACUCGGAUUGGGUUGAACAAGGUUGCGGUUCUGCUCUCGGACCCUCCAACUGA